AUGGCUGGGAGUAAUGAAGUCAACCUUAAUGAAUCUAAGAGGGUUGUUCCACUGAAUACAUGGGUGCUUAUCUCCAAUUUCAAGCUAGCUUACACCAUCCUCCGCCGUGCGGAUGGAACAUUCAACCGUGAGUUAGCCGAGUAUCUCGAGCGUAAAGUUCCGGCGAAUGUGUUUCCGGUUGAUGGGGUUUUCUCAUUUGAUCACGUCGAUCGAGCUUCUGGUCUUCUCAAUCGAGUUUAUCAGCUGGCCCCGGAAAAUGAAGCUAAAUGGGGCAUCAUUGAUCUUGAGAAGCCUUUAAGCACUACAAAAGUUGUUCCUGUCAUUCUGUUUUUUCAUGGUGGCAGUUUUGCUCAUUCAUCAGCCAACAGUGCUAUCUAUGACACCUUUUGCCGCCGGAUUGUAAGCGUUUGCAAGGCAGUUGUAGUCUCGGUUAACUACCGGCGAUCGCCUGAACACCGAUAUCCAUGUGCCUACGAAGAUGGCUGGGCUGCUCUCAAAUGGGUUAAAUCAAAAACAUGGUUGCAAAGUGGGAAGGAUUCCAAGGUUCAUGUGUAUUUGGCUGGAGACAGUUCUGGUGGCAACAUUGCUCAUCAUGUUGCUGUGAGGGCAGCUGAAGAAGACAUCGAGGUACUAGGCAACAUCCUUCUUCACCCGAUGUUUGGAGGCGAAAAGAGAACCGAAUCGGAGAAGAAACUCGACGGCAAAUACUUUGUAACCAUUCAAGACCGAGAUUGGUACUGGAGAGCUUAUCUCCCUGAAGGAGAAGACAGAGAUCAUCCAGCUUGUAACAUUUUUGGCCCCAAAGCCAAAAGCCUAGUAGGACUUGACUUCCCUAAAAGUUUAGUCGUUGUCGCCGGUUUGGAUCUAAUGCAAGAUUGGCAACUCGCAUAUGUGCAAGGCCUAAAAGACUCCGGUCAUAAUGUGAAACUCCUCUUCCUCGAGCAGGCGACAAUUGGGUUUUACUUCUUGCCAAACAAUGAACAUUUCUACUGUCUAAUGGAAGAGAUAAACAACUUCCUCAACCCUUAA
Messenger RNA from Cucumis sativus (cucumber), 1029 nucleotides. Its product is annotated as gibberellin receptor GID1B-like. The transcript is spliced from 2 exons. Gene Ontology annotation, molecular function: gibberellin binding; hydrolase activity. NCBI's taxonomy places the organism in Eukaryota, Viridiplantae, Streptophyta, Magnoliopsida, Cucurbitales, Cucurbitaceae. Gene Ontology annotation, biological process: floral organ morphogenesis; raffinose family oligosaccharide biosynthetic process; positive regulation of gibberellic acid mediated signaling pathway. The record is from RefSeq and is marked provisional. The coding region runs from base 1 to 1029 and encodes 342 amino acids. Gene Ontology annotation, cellular component: nucleus; cytoplasm.